This is a messenger RNA of Penicilliopsis zonata CBS 506.65, 843 nucleotides long. RefSeq lists its product as hypothetical. The transcript is spliced from 3 exons. The record is from RefSeq and is a predicted model, not a curated record. Lineage: Eukaryota; Fungi; Ascomycota; Eurotiomycetes; Eurotiales; Aspergillaceae. Gene Ontology annotation, molecular function: oxidoreductase activity. The coding region runs from base 1 to 843 and encodes 280 amino acids.
AUGCAGUGGCUGGUCACCGGCUGUUCCACGGGCCUCGGCCUCGAUCUCGCGCGUGCAAUUCUGCAAGCCGGCCACAGCUGCAUCGCCACCUCACGCAGCAAGAGUACCAACCCGUCUGCCGUGCUGGAGAUCGAAUCCCUGGGCGGGGUGUGGGCGGAACUCGACGUGACGGCGCCCGAUGCAGAGAGUGUUGUCUUGUCUCUUGUACGAGAACACGGAGGGGUGGACGUCCUAGUAAACAAUGCUGGCUAUGCACUCGGUGGUGUUGUCGAGACAUUCAAUAUCGAUUCAGGACGCGCACUUAUGGAAACCAACUUCUUUGGCCCUGCACGGCUUAUCCAGAGCCUCCUUCCCUCCAUGACGAGCCGUGGAACAGGCGUGAUUGUCAACAUCUCCAGUGCGGAGUUCUGGCAUCCCCAUCCCGGGACGGCGUUUUACGCUGCCACAAAGUUUGCAAUAGAGGGCUUUUCCGAAGCCCUAGCUGCAGAGGUUCUUCCCCUCGGUAUCCGCGUGCUGAUCGUCGAACCUGGCGCGAUGCGCACACACUUCAUCCACCCACAUAAAGUCGGGCUGUCUCCUCUCCCCGCCGCGUACGUGGGUACUCCUGCCGAUACGGUGCUGAAGGUGAUUAUCUCUGCGCAUGGACUGGAAGGAGUGGAUCCAAGACAGGCAGCGCAGGCCGUUGUACGGGAAGUGACUGCUGGACCUAGUCGUGGGAGAGAGUGUUCGCUGCGGAUGCCAUUGGGUGGGGAGUCUGUCACCUUGACCAAGGCACGGGGAGAGGGUUUCUCUCGUUUGGCGGCGGCGGUGGCGGCGGAGGAUGUGAAAUGUGACUUUGCGUAG